CCUCGGCGCGUCCGCCGCGGAGGAAGCAUGCUGGCCCUGCGCUGCGCGCUGCUCGCCGCCCUGCUGGCCGCGCCGGGGGCCGCCCUGACCCCCGGGGGCUGCUCCGCGCCGGAGGUGCCGAGUGAUGUGGUGACUGCCUGGCCUGGGGCCAGCGUGACCCUGACCUGCCCGGGCGAGGAGCCGGGAGACGGCGCUGUGGUUCACUGGCUGCUGGGGAGCCGGGUCCCAGGCUCCCGGCCGGACCGUGGUGCUGGCGCAGGAGGGCGGCUGCUUCUGAGGUCGGUGCAGCCCAGCGACUCUGGAAACUACUCCUGUUACCGGGAUGGCCGCCUGGCUGGAACCGUGCGUUUGCUGGUGGAAGCCCCUCCCGAGGAGCCCCAGAUCACCUGCUUCCGGAAGAGCCUCCUCAGCAAGGUGUCCUGUGAGUGGGGUCCUCGGAGCCCCCCGUCCUGGACGACCAGGGCCACGCUCCUGGUGAGGAAGUUCGGGACCAGGCCCGCGGGAGACGCCGAGGAGCCGUGCCAGUACCUCCCGGGGCCGCGGACCUUCUCCUGCCAGCUGGCGGUCCCCGAGGGGGACAACUCCUUGUACGUGGUGUCCCUGUGCGUCACCAAUGCUGCCGGGAGCAAGUCCAGCCGUCCCCAAACGUUCGAGGGCUAUGGAAUCCUGCAGCCGGACCCGCCGGUCAACGUCACUGUCACUGCCGUGCCCAGAAACCCCCGCUGGCUCCGGGUCAGCUGGCAGGACCCUCCUUCCUGGAACUCCAGCUUCUACAAGCUACGGUUUGAGCUCCGGUACCGCGCCGAGAGGUCAAAGACGUUCACGACUUGGAUGGUCAAGGAGCUGGAGCACCGCUGCAUCAUCCGCGACGCCUGGAAAGGCGAGCGGCACCGGGUGCAGCUCCGGGCUCAGGAGGAGUUCGGGCUCGGCUCCUGGAGCACGUGGAGCCCCGAGGCCACAGGCGCCCCGUGGACAGAACCCAGGAGCUCCUCAGCUGAGACCGAAGCCCCCCGCCCCACGCAGGCACCGACCACCAGUGGAGACAGCGAAAAUCAUCUCCUGCGAGAUUCUGCAAAUGCGACCAGCCUCCCAGUGCACAACUCGUCUGCGGGGCCGCUGCCCACCUUCCUGGUGGCGGGGGGGAGCCUGGCCUUCGGAACGCUCCUGUGCGCUGGCAUUGUGCUCAGGUUCAAGAGGACGUGGAAGCUGCAUGCCCUGAAGGAAGGCAAGGCCGGCACGCAGCCACGCACGCAGCCACCGUGUUCGCAGGGGCAGCUGGUCCCCGAGAGGCCCCAGCCCGGGCCGGUGCUGGUCCCCCUCAUUUCUCCGCCAGUGUCCCCCAGCAGCUGUGGGUCUGACCACACGCCGGGCCCCAGCCAGCCAGAUGCCACGGGCCCCCAGAGCCCUUACGACAUCAGCAACAGAGACUACUUCUUCCCCAGAUAGCCGGCAGGGGCCGGGCCGGCCGCACCGUGUGAGCGACAGAGCGCCGGCCGGCCCCUCUCCGGCCCCUCUCCGGCCGGCGGCCUCGAGGGAGGGAGGUGCGUGGCUUCCGGGAGCCAGUUUGCUGCCUCUGCCCGGAAGGGAGAGGUGGCUGUGUCUGGGAAGCGCCCUUUCCCCGAUGCCUCACCGGGGCCAGAGUGCACUCAGGUGUGUCAGGCCACCGUGCCGGACACUCAGGUGAGCAGAGCCGGUGGGUGUGCGGGCCUGGCCUGCCUGGCCCGCUGGCCGCCACGCCCCCCACGCCCCCCAGUCGUCUCCUCAAGCUGCGGCAGGUGGGGAGACCCCCGUGCCGGCCCCCGGCGCCCUGCACGUUGCCACCUCUCGGCUCGAAUCCCGAGUGCCUUCGCAAGUCAGUCUUCUCAGGUCUGAGGGUGGGAGGAGCGGUCGUCUGCCUUCCGCACACCUGGAAAUUGCACAGACGGGUCGAAGAGCGUCUCAGGGCCUGGUGGUUGGAAAUGGAAUCGUACGUGCUUUCUCGCUGGCGUGUUGCUGAGCGCGGGUGGCUGCCCGAGCUCCCUGGCCCUGUUUGGACCCCAGGACUUCAGGGGGACAGAAGGGAGGGGCGGGUAGUGGGGACAGGCCUCCUUGCCCCCCAGGGGCCCCGGCCCCCCCCCCCGCCCCCCAGAAGAACUGGCCGCAGGGGCCCCUCCGCGGCAGGGAGGGGCUCGCACCUGGUUUUCGCCAGCUGCGUCUACUUUGUUUUCAGCUGAGCCCGAGAAACAGGGGAAGAUAAUAUUUAUGUGAAAAGACAAAAAGAACCGGCAAGAAUGUAUUUUAACUUGUUUUUUCAGAGAACUGCUGUUUGAUGUUGAGGGCGGAGAGCCCGCGUCCGCUCGGUGGCGGGAACGAGCAACCUGGCCAGAAGGACAGGGACGUCGUUUAGCACGAAACAGUGGCGGCAAAAGGGAGGGGAAAAGAGUUUUCCUUUUCAAGCAGAGUCAGGUUUCAUUCUCCGUCCAACGCCGUCUGCCUCUCGUUGAACUCGGGGGAAAGCGGCCACUCCCCUCCGAGCCGCCCCGGGGGCGCGCCGUCCAGCCCCCCACCUCGGGCAGGGGCAGCACUGGCUCGUUGCGGUCGGCUCUGCGGUCCUCCUAAGGUUCCUUGAAUCGGGCCCAGCUCAGCUGGGGUGGGAGCUGAGCCGCGGCCGUGACAAGGGUGCUCGUGGUUUCCCCCGCAGGUGCCCUCGGCAGCGUGGCCUGUCCCAGGACGAAGCCGUGAUCACAAUCAGCCUCGUAACCGCGGCUGAAAACUUCCCGAACCACAGAAUUUUCUCACAGGCUCCCUUCUUAGAAAAACCACCAGCAGCACCUGGCGGGCGGCGGCGCUGAAAUGGGCGUGUUGCCCGGCGGGCGGCCGUCUCCCCACGGUUCCGCCGCAGCUUCGAGGCCCUGCUGCUGUGUAGACAACGGGUCUUAGGCUGACAGAAGGCUGGCGGGGUUUUUUGUUGUUUUUCGGUCAUGUUUCUUUGAGAACGGCAGAAGUGCUGUGACAGGGGAACAGGGAGGCCGGGCCGCGGGCGGGGGCGGAAAUCCAGACCCAGAGACCCCUGGGCUCCGCUCUGCACGCCGUUCGCACUUUCGUUAUUAUUGUCCUGAAACUGCCUUUUUUAUUCUUUACUUUGUUUUUGUAUUGAAGAGGGUUUUUUCCCUUGACUUCUGUAUAAGCUAGUGUGAAUGAAGGAGUGCUUUUCUCUGGGUCGUGGGCCCCGCUCAGUGCGCACAGGUGCCCCCGCGGAGCUUUCUCGGCGCCUCCGGGCCCUGCCACUCGCCCCACACCCGCCACGCGGUCACGUGUGAAAUGACAGCCCACGCUGCCGGGUGGGAAAAGUUGAAAACACGCUGGUUCAAGGUCUGAGUUAACGUGGCCAGUAAUUCCUGUAGCAUUAAUGAAAAUCUUUUUGAAACGUCCGGGGAUGGCACUGGGUGUGUCUCCGGAGCCUUUGGGGACUGAGCGCUCCUUGCUCGGAGGGGGCCGCGCCCUCCUGUCUGCCGGGCUCUGGGCUCACGGGACCCCCGCGCCCUGCGGACGGCCACCGUCCUCAGCCGUGCCGUCCGCUGCCGCAGCGCCGGGAGCCCGCCUGCUGGUGCACGGAGCCGCGGCGCGGGCAGGAGUGCUCGUGACGGGGGGUUUCCUGCGGAAUGUUCACGAAGCUCUUGCCCGGCGGAGCUGUGUCGCCUCGUCGGCAGCGCUGAAGGUUGACCCACUGUGGGGAGAGGCUGACAGGUGUCAGGUGGGGCGGGGGCGCCGGGCGGCCCUUCCCCACCAGGCAGCCGGCAGCGGGGCUGUUGCUGGACGGCGGCCGGCUGGUUCAGGCUCUGGGCCAGACGCCCCAAGCGUCCCCCGAAGGUCCUCGGUGUGGCGGUGGCAGUGCCAGUCUCUAUGACAACCUUGGCGAUCAUCCGGGAACGCCGGCUUGCAAACAGAUGCGCUUUAGAAACUAGGAGCAGCACGCAGCAGGGCUGUGCGGCCCGGAACCGCGUUCGGACGGGGUCACGUAUCUGUUGAUAAAAUACCUCAGCUUUACAACGUGUGGCUUUUUGAGAGAGAAAUAAUAGUUUUAAUUUUUGUGUCUAUUUUUUACCUGAUUACCUGAAAGCAAAUACCAAAUGCUCACGUCUGAAUGUGGGCCCAAGGGUCAGUGUGAUGUUUUUCAAUAUUUUUUUAUCAGCUGUUUUGCAUUUAAAGUGAAAAUUGUAAAUGCCUGAAAUAAAUAAUUUCUACAAACAUG
Molecule: messenger RNA, 4231 nt
Organism: Hyaena hyaena (striped hyena)
Lineage: Eukaryota; Metazoa; Chordata; Mammalia; Carnivora; Hyaenidae
Gene: IL6R
Product: interleukin 6 receptor
Exons: 11
Coding region: 28-1446 (472 amino acids)
Biological process (GO): interleukin-6-mediated signaling pathway; positive regulation of tyrosine phosphorylation of STAT protein; positive regulation of cell population proliferation
Cellular component (GO): signaling receptor complex; membrane; external side of plasma membrane
Molecular function (GO): interleukin-6 binding; interleukin-11 receptor activity; interleukin-11 binding
Source: RefSeq, a predicted model, not a curated record